This is a messenger RNA of Odocoileus virginianus texanus, 2087 nucleotides long. The record is from RefSeq and is a predicted model, not a curated record. NCBI's taxonomy places the organism in Eukaryota, Metazoa, Chordata, Mammalia, Artiodactyla, Cervidae.
CAUGCCCCAAAGAGCCAGGUCUUUCAAGGCUCUGAUUUUUCCUUUGUAUGAGGAGAGCGCUGGGCAGCUGCAACCGGAGGCUCUUUCCCAGGCCAGUAUUCUAGACCAUAGGAAUCACGUCCUUCAGAUACUCAUGGCGGAAGAAGGGGCUGUCCUCAAGAUGACCAGGGACCUGAAGGCUGCUGUCUCCGCCAUCCUCCAGGGCUACGGGGCUGGGCGGCAGCCGGUGACAGACGCCAGUGCUGAGCUACACAGACUCUGCGGCUGCCUGGAGCUUCUGCUGCAGUUUGACCAGAAAGAGCAGAAGAGCUUCCUGAGGCCUCGGAAAGACUACUGGGACUUCCUCUGUGCAGCCCUGUGGCAGCAGCGGGGGGACACGGAGCCAGUCCGCUUCGUCCACUCACAGGACAAGUUGAAGACUCCACUGGGGAAGGGCCGGGCCUUCAUCCGCUUCUGCCUUGCCCACGGACAACUGGCCGAGUCCCUGCAGCUCUGCCUCCUGAACCCAGAGCUUACCAGGGAGUGGUAUGGCCCCCGGAGCCCUCUGGUGUGCCCUGAACUCCGGGAAGACAUCCUGGACUCCCUCUAUGCUCUCAACGGGAUGACCUUCGACUUGGACCUGCAGCGGCCAGACUUGGAUGGGGCCUGGCCCAUGUUCUCAGAGUCCCACUGCUCCAAUUCCAGCCGGACCCGGGGAAGAAGACCCAGAAAGACCAAAGAUUCCCUGAAGGAGAUAUCAGCCACAUAUGGGAACUUCACAGAAGUCCACCUAGAGGAGCCACACACAAGCCAAGCCAGCUGUCUGCGAGAUGCACCCAGGGAAGAUGGGUUGGCUGGACUUCCCAGGUCCCAGCAACACAGGCAUCAUCCCCACUUUUUGGAAAAGAAGAAGGAAGAUCCCAGGAGCCUUGGGUCCCCCCCGAGCAUGUGGGAACUAGAGGGGGAGGAGUUUAAGCAAGACCAGGAGAAAGGAGCUCCAAGGACAGGGAUCUGCCUGGAGGACUCAACACCCACCAUCCAGGGACAGGGGGAGGGGGCCAGAGAUACCCUGAAGGAGGUGAUAGGGUCAGAGGCUGAGGGCAAGGGAGCUUUGCUGGGUGUGGAGGGCCAGAGGACAGCAGAGGGGACUCAUGAAGGCGAAGCAGAGGGGAGUCAUAUCCAUAGACUGCUGGCCUCCAGCCCCAAAGGGACAACAGGGGCUGUAGUGUCAUGCGGCAAGCAGGAUGGGAAGGUGCCUAGUAUCCCAGGGCAGCUCUGGGUCCUUCGGGGCCCGGGAACCAAGGAAGACUCCACCGCAGAGAAGCCUCAAGAGCAGACAGGAGUGACCAGUGUGACCAGGAGGGAGGAACAAGCAGAGAUGGCCUUGCAGGAUGUCAUCAAGAGCCUCAGACAUGGGCUGCAGAAAACCCAGGAGCAAGCCCAGCACCAGGAGCAGCUGCUGAAGGAGCAGGAAGGGGAGCUGAAGGCACUGCAGGAGCAGCUCAGCAGGUGUCAGGAGGAGAGGGCCCGGCUACAGGCGGAGCUGGAGCAGAAGCAACGGGAGGCUGAGAGGAAGGACGCCGUGUACGAGAAGGAGCUUGGCGGGCAGCGGGACCUGGUCCGAGCCAUGAAGAGUCGGGUGCUGGAGCUGAUUCAGGAGAAGGAUAUCCUGUGGCAGAAAGUCCAGCAUCUCUCUUCUGUGGCCCCUGGAUGCUGUGUCGUCUGCAGCAAGAUCUUUGGCCGGUUGUCUCGGCGGUACCCAUGCAGGCUCUGCGGAGGCCUGGUUUGCCAUGCCUGCUCUGUGGACUACAAGAAGAGAGAGCGCCACUGCCCACCCUGCUCCCAGAGGAGAGACGCCCAGGUUCUCUGAUCGAGACCCAUCCGGGACUGGCUGCUCCAUCCCACCUGACUCCUCCCCUUGGCCCUUGCCAGCCCUCUGGUCUGACCAGUCCUGCCGUCUAAGGCAGACAGUGCUUGAGUGGACAGACCGUGGUGUGGAAGGUGGAAGGAGCCGGGGUGGCAGUCAGGAAAGAGGUUCUAACCCUGCAUCUCCCACUGAUGAGCUGGGUGACUUUGGCAGAGCUGUCAGGCUUUUCGGUGGUCCAGGU